AUGAACAAUAAUGGUCAUUUAGAACAAAUCAUUGAUCCACGCUUUCAUAUGCUAGCACAACGAAAUAAAAUAUUUCCACGUUCGAAAGAAAUCACGGCCACAUCCUUAUCAGAUAUGAAACUAAGUUCACAAGCACGGACAAGUCAUGAAGAUAAGAUUCAGGUUCCAAUCAUCGAGUUAAAACAGUUUUCAAGAUUAUCUUUCAUCAGCAAAACUGGACGACAAAUCUGCUCGGUCCGCUGCAGUAUAAUUGUUAUUGCUGCACUUCUCUUUCUUCUAUGUGCUUUGGCGAUUGCUCUUUCAUUAGGACUUGUUUAUGGUCUGACUAACGACUCCAGUUUUUCAACAUCAACAACAUCUAUUAAUACAACAACUACCGUUACCGCAACAACAACAACAACAACUACAACAACAACUACAACAACAACAACAACAAUUACAACAACAACAACAACUUCUACAACGACAACCACAACAAAGACAACAACAUCAACAACCACCACUACUUCUUCAGCCACAGCUUGGAUUCCAAGUAAUUAUGGUACGCCAUGCUCGACCACAUGCAUUAAUGUAACUACAGUAACUCCAUCGACACUCAUUGCAUCAUGGACAUUCGAAGAAAACACAAACGAUAUAUCGAACAACGGAUAUAAUGGAGUCAUUAUAAAUGGAGCUGCAUUUUCUACAGGCUAUAUAGGUCAAGCAAUUCUUCUUGCUACUUCUUUAUCUCAGUAUGUUGUUGUACCAUAUAUUGAUUUUACUUCGAAAAGUUUCGCUGUGGAAAUGUGGAUCUAUUUAUCCACAUCGAGAACGACGGACAUAAACUUUUUUGGCGAGUGUCAAAAUACUACAGCUGAUCGAUGUCUUCAUUACAUCAUUCGCAAUUACAAAUUAUACAUGGGCUUCUACGCGGACGAUCUCGCCGGUGUAACAAAUCUCACUACUGGUCGUUGGUAUCAUAUAGCUUAUAUGUAUGAUGUUGCAACCAAUAAUCAAUCAAUAUAUUUGGAUGGACUAUUAGAAGGAAGCAGAGUAGCCAGUUCAUCAUAUCUUGGUCAAAAUGGUAAUGUUACAAUUGGCAAAACGGGAAUCCCUGCGGGGAACUGGUACGAUGGAUUUCUCGACCAAAUAACUGUUACGAAUCGAGCUAAAACAUCAUGUGAAAUUCUUAAUGAUGCAUCACUUGUCGCUUAUUUUCCAUUUGAUAGUUCUCUUGUGGAUAUUGGACCCAAUACAAUGACUGCUACAAUUACUAGACAGGCUAACAAUGGUAUGAGCUGGGCAACCGGUAAAGUCAAUCAAGCGCUCAGUUUCAAUAAGACAAACUCCUAUUUUCAGUCAUGUGGCUUUUGGGCUUUGGGUCAAAAUCAAGCUUAUACUAUUGCUCUAUGGAUUAAUCCAUCGUUUCAAGCUGGUACACUCUUUCAUUUAUCGACAGCAACUACAGGGUCAGGUAGCUGGUGUCUACCAAUGAUUGGAUUUAGUUCAAAUGGAUCGAUUGUAAGUCAAACUUGGAAUUAUGGUGCUUUUGCUGUAAUCGGACCCAUACCCCCAAUAAAUUCAUGGACUCACAUUGUGCAAACAUGGAGUUCGGCCAAUGGAUUACGAUUAUAUAUUAAUGGAGGACUAUAUGACUCGGUAGCGGUCUCCGCAUUCGCAGCUGGAAGUGCUUCAAUGUGUGUGUUCCUAGGGAACAGUGGAUUAGGAACUAACUGUCAAACGGGUCAGAUUGUAAUGGGUGCAUACUCAGGAGCAAUUGAUGAAUUUUAUGUCUACAAUCGUGAACUGUCUGCAUCCGAAGUAUGUCCUCUUGCUCAUCCAUGA
Molecule: messenger RNA, 1824 nt
Organism: Rotaria sordida
Lineage: Eukaryota; Metazoa; Rotifera; Eurotatoria; Philodinida; Philodinidae
Source: the annotation of a GenBank genome assembly